Messenger RNA from Penicillium diatomitis, 1833 nucleotides. Its product is annotated as putative DNA-directed RNA polymerase III RPC4. Bases 1 to 1833 code for a protein of 610 amino acids. The record is from RefSeq and is a predicted model, not a curated record. Gene Ontology annotation, cellular component: RNA polymerase III complex. NCBI's taxonomy places the organism in Eukaryota, Fungi, Ascomycota, Eurotiomycetes, Eurotiales, Aspergillaceae. Gene Ontology annotation, molecular function: DNA binding. The transcript has a single exon. Gene Ontology annotation, biological process: transcription by RNA polymerase III.
AUGCCUCCCAAGUCGAGCGCUCGCCGCGCAGCGCCAGCAAACGCAGCGGGUGCGCCUGCCUCCACACCUCAAAAUGGCACAGAAUCCGGCACAUCAACCCCCAGGACGACACCUGGUCCUGCUGGUCGUCCUGUCCAACGACUACAAUCCCUCAAGAACCGCAAACCAUCUGGGAGUAUUCCGGCGGCCAACCGGCCACCCUCUACGCUGGGCGGCGAGCAAGCCAAACCUGUUAUGAAAUACAAGCCCAAGGCGGUUGUACGUCGAAGCAAAGAGGAACGUGACGCGAUCGAGAAGCGCGAGCAAGAACGUUUAAACGAGCGACUGCGCGAAGCUGCCGCCAUGCAACGAGGACGAGGAAAUCGCGGAGGCCGUGGUGCAUUCCGCGGCCGUGGUGGACCGAUGGGUGGAGUUGGACCAUUCGGAGGUGCGCGACGAGGUCGUGGCGGCGGCUUCGGAGGCCAUGGCGGCGGUGGUGGUGGAUUUGGUGGUGGUGGACGCAGUGGGUUCCGGUCUGGAUUUAGUGGAGGAGGAGGAGGAGGUGGUGGUGGUGGUGGCAUGAAUUACGAUUCAGAGGAAGAUGAUGAGGAGGGCCUGCGCAUCAGCAUCGACCAAAUCAACUUGGAGAGUGAUGACGAGGAUGAGGUGGACUCCAAACAGAUCAAGGGCAAGAUGCCCAUGCGUUCACGCGAUGGAUUACGGCCUAUCCGAGUCGCUCGUCUACAGCACGAGGAACGCGUGAUCAGCGUGAACAUGGAGUCUAGCACCGCCAAGACCGACGAGGUUCGUCAAAAGCUCGAAUCAGCCAAGACUGAAGAAGCGAAGAAGGCCAAGGCGGCUGAAGCUGCUGCUGCUGCGCCGCCAGUCGAAGAAGAGCCGCGGGUGAAGGCCGAGCCCGUGGACGAUGCAGAUACACCCAUGGCCGAUGUCCCGCACGACGAUGACGGUUUCCUUCCUACUCAAAGAGUCCGAGUUCGACGAAAGGUGUCGAGUCCCCGCGAGCUGUCGACACCCGAACCAUCGCAAACCGAAACUCAACCUGAAGCCGAACCAGAAUUCGAAACAGUGCAAGCCGAGAAACCCGACCAGGUUCGCAGAGAUCCACGAGAGCUGCUGCGCACAAAGGAAGAAAUUGACGAGCACGAUCGUCACUUGGAGGAUCUGGAAUACAUGCGGAAUCUGUUGUAUUAUGAAAGAAAGGAGAAGUCUACACGAGCAGCGACCACUGCCGCCGAGCCAGCUACUGCCGGCGGAGAGCCUGCCGCGGACACAACUACAGAAACCGGCGAUGGAGAGACCGAAGGGGCCGAUAAUGAUGGCGAGGAAGAAGAGACCUACACCAACCAGGCUCUUGAGGGACAACUCUUCCUCGUGCAAUUCCCUCCGAUGACACCCAAUCUCGUUCUCGCCAAGGACAAGGACCCGUCGCCGCAGUCAUCCGCGAGUGCAGCGCAGACCCAACCCGAACCACCUAGUCAGCCCGCAGAAGUUGCUGUCAAGACUGAAGACGAGGAGAUGCAGGUUGUGGAAGACAGUGCAUCGGAUGCUCCCAAGUGCAUUACCGCAGCCACACAGUGGACAGUUCCCGCCGGCCGAGUUGGCAAGUUGAAUGUGCACAAGUCUGGCCGGAUCACUCUUGACUGGGGUGGCAUUCCUUUCGAGCUCGACCGUGCCACCCCGGUGGACUUUGUGCAGGAAGCGGUGAUUGUGUCCAAACCCGCCGAAGAUGAGGACGGGGCACCUCCUCGGGAUGAGAGUGAGAACAAGGUCUGGUCAAUGGGCCAGCUGGCUGGAAAGUUUACGGUUUCGCCCAACUGGGAUGAGAUUUUGUAG